Pelobates fuscus (common spadefoot toad) is the source of this 3633-nucleotide messenger RNA. RefSeq names its product zinc finger protein 551-like. NCBI's taxonomy places the organism in Eukaryota, Metazoa, Chordata, Amphibia, Anura, Pelobatidae. Gene Ontology annotation, biological process: negative regulation of transcription by RNA polymerase II. The record is from RefSeq and is a predicted model, not a curated record. Gene Ontology annotation, molecular function: DNA-binding transcription repressor activity, RNA polymerase II-specific. Bases 112 to 3522 code for a protein of 1136 amino acids. The transcript is spliced from 5 exons.
CUGGUCAUCCACCUGCUGACUGGAGAGAGCUGUAGCUGUGAAGAACAUUUGAAUGGCAGUAACUGUGUUGAGUGUCAGGUCCCAACCUCACGACAUCCAACUGAAGUCAAGAUGAGCAAGGACGGGAAUCAAGUGACUAAGAGAAUCUUGGAACUCACCCUGAAGAUUAUUAACUUACUGACGGGAGAGGAUUAUUUUGUUGUCCGGAAGCCUGGCGACCUUGUCACACACAACACCAGUACGCAUAAGUCAGUAGGUUCCUGUAAAACCCCGAACCCCAGCAUAGUACCUCUUCCUUACUCCUUGAUACACGAGAGAAAUUAUGACAAAAAGAUCCUGGAACUGACCAACAAUAUCAUCCACCUGCUGACUGGAGAGGUUCCUGCAGCAUGUGAAGAUGUCACUGUCUAUCUCUCUAUGGAGAAGGUGGAGUAUUUAGACAGACACAAAGAUCUCCACAGGGAUGUAAUGACGCAUCACCAGCCUCUUAAUUCUCUGGAUGGAUUGAUGGGGAGAAAUACACCAGAUGAAUUUAACAAUGUAUUUUCAUUGCGGGAUUGUAAUAAUGAAGAUAGAGACAACCUUAAAACUGUACAUAGAAAGACAGCGAGAGAAUUGUCUAGAAUAUCUGAAAUACACAUAGUUAAGGAAUCUCUCCUUGAUGGUAAAGAAAACAUUACUUUAACACAUACGGGUCUUAUAUCUACUCAUAUUAAGGAGGAACCAGCCCCAUGUGUAGAAAGAAAUAUCACAGAUAUUAACACUCGUACAUCAAUAAAACAGAAGCAGACUGAAAAUACAUCUACUCAUAUUAAAGGGGGAUCAACCUCAUUUACAGAGGAAAAUCUUAAAGGUAUGGACAUUUAUCCACCCACAGAACAUGCACAUAGUGGAGAAACAUCAGUUCAUAUUAAGGAGGAAUAUUCCUCAUGUGAAGAAGGAAGAAGUCUCAGAGACAUGGACCCUUAUAUUCCGAUAGUACACACACACACUGGAGAUACAACUAUGCAUAUUAAAGAGGGAUUAGCCUUAUCUGCUGAAGAAAACCUCAUAGACUUGGGCAUUUAUAAAACCACAGAACAUGCACACAGUGGAGAAACAUCAGCUAAUAUUAAGGAGGAAUUAUCUUCAUGUGAAGAAGGAAGAAGUCUCAGAGAUGUGGACACUUUUACUCCCAUAGAACAGAAACAGACUGGAGAUGUAACUAUGCAUAAAAAAGAUAGAUCAGCCUCAUCCGCUGAAGAAAACCUUAUAGACAUUGCCAUUUAUCCACCCACUGAACAUGCACACACUGAAGAUGCAUCUUCUUAUAUUAAGGAAGAAUCAACCUCAAGAGGAGAAGGAAAUCUCACUAAACCCACAGAACAUACACUGACUGAAGAUACAUCUACUCAUAUAAAGGAAGAAUUAGCUUCAUGUGAAGAAGGAAAUAUCACUGACAUUAAUACACCCACAGAACAUACGCAGAUUGAAGUUACGUCUACAUGUAUUAAAGAGGAAAUGGCUACAUGUGAAGAAGCAAGUCCCAUAGGCACUUACAUGAGUACACCUACAGAUCAUACACAGAGAGAUUAUCCAUCUACUCUUAUUAAUGAUAAGUCAGCCUCGUGUGGAGAAAUGAAUCUCGCAAACUCUGACAUUCAUAUACAGACAGAAUAUCAAUCUAUUCAGAUUAAGGAUGAGAAAUCAGACUCAAGUCAAGAAAGAAUUCUCAAAGACACUGACAAUUCUACACCCACAGAACAGACAAGGACAGAAGAUACUUUUACUCGUAUUAAGGAGGAAAACCCCAUAAAUUCUGCCAAUUCUACAUACCCGGUACCUACACAGACAGAAUGUCCAUUGUUUCAAAUUAGUGUGAAGUCAGGAUCAGGUAAACAAGGACAACUCACAGGUGCUGGCAUUUAUAAACACACAGAACAUACAGAGACUAAAUCUACUCAUGUUGGGGAUACAUCAAACCUGUAUGAUGAAGACACUAUGGAAAUUGAUGAAUGUACAUCCAUUGGUCAAAGAUCUGAUCACACAAAAGAGGUGCCUUCCUCCAGUAAGGAGCAAAGUCUGAUAGUUGGCGACCUUUCCUUUGGACAUACAGACAUACAAUCUGGUGCUAUUCCAGAACAUAAUCAGUGUGAUGGGAAUAUAUCCCCUGAUACAGAGGAUAGAAGUUCAAACAACAUAGAGAAAAUGUAUUAUUGCUCUGUGUGUCACAAAAGUUUUACUAACAAAUCAGAAAGAUUUAGACACCAGAAAAGUCACAAAGAAAAGAAGCUGUCUUGCACUGAUUGUGGCAAAUGCUUUCAUUAUAGAUCUGAACUUCUUAUUCACGAAAGAACACAUACAGGGGAGAAACCAUUUGUGUGUCAAGAGUGUGGGAAAGGUUUUGCCCAGAAUUCCUUCCUUAUUGCCCAUCAGAAUGUCCAUCUUGGAGAUAAAACACUUGUAUGUCCUGAAUGUGGGGAAACAUUUAAAGAUAACUUAGAAUUUGUUAAGCACCAGAAAAGUCACAAGGAGAAAAGGCUGUCUUGUUCUUAUUGUGAGAAGCGUUUCUUUUAUCAAUCAGAUCUCACCAUACAUCAUAGAACUCACACUGGAGAAAAACCCUUUACUUGCACUGAUUGUGGAAAAAGUUUUGUCAGGAAUUCUUUUCUUGUUGCCCACAUGAGCAGCCACACAGGACAGAAGCCAUUUGCAUGUACUGACUGUGAGAAAUCUUUUUCUAGUAACAAUGAUCUCGUUAAACAUCAGAAAAUCCACAAAGAAAAAAAACUGGUGUGCUCUGAUUGUGGAAAACGCUUUCUUUAUAAAUCAGAACUUGCUACACAUCAACGAUCUCACACAGGAGAGAAAGAAUUUGUGUGCUCUUAUUGUGAAAAGGGUUUUGCUUGCAAUUCACACCUUAAUGCUCAUCUAAAGAUUCACAUGGGAGAGAAACCAUACAAAUGCUCUUUUUGUGGAAAAGGUUUUGUCCAAAAAGUAGUUCUGGACAAGCAUGUGAAAGUUCAUAUGGGACAAAAGCCCUAUGUGUGCAAAGAAUGCGGAAAGGGUUAUAUUGAUCAACGAAGUCUUGUCAAGCACCAGGUUAUACAUGCUGAAACACAGUUCCCAUGUCCUGACUGUGGGAAAUGCUUUUCCAAUAAUGCUAGUCUUAUAAACCAUCAGAAAAUUCACUCUAGUGAAAAUCCCUUCACUUGUUCCUUCUGUGGCAAAGGAUUCGGUAGUAAUUCACUUCUUAUUGCUCACGAGAGGUGUCACACUGGAGAAAAGCCAUUUUUAUGCUCCGACUGUGGAAAAGGCUUCAGCAGAAAGUCAACUCUUGUUGCACAUCAGAGAAUCCACACUGGAGAGAAACCAUAUGAAUGUACAGACUGUGGAAAGCGGUUUACACAGAAAUCUGAACUUAUUACACAUCACAAGAUUAAGAAGGGAGAACGAUCAUAUUCUUGCACUGAAUGUGGAAAAUGUUUUGUCCUAAAAAGCUGCCUGAGUAGACAUUUAAGAAUUCAUGCAGUAAAAGAGUAAACAUUAGUUUACAAUAAAAUAAAUACGUAUAUAUUUUGAAACAAAUUGAUGUUGACAUUUGGAAUGUCAUAUUGAGCUAUCUCCACUGCCCUAAUACAAAAAUAAAAUUAC